CCCUUUUGCUGUGCCCAGUCCCCGAGACUUCCCUCCUUCCUUGGCAGCUUCAGGGGACUACGGCAGGAAAGCUGCCCCCGUGCAGGAUGCUGGGAAGACGUUCAGCCUGAAACAGCCUGAGAAUGAACUGACGACCUUUUCCGUAUUUGAUAACCAGGUGCUAAUACUGCAAAGCCCCUUGCUGGUGUGAGGAUUCUCGAUCUAACAAGAGUCCUUGCGGGGCCUUUUGCUACCAUGAAUCUGGGAGAUCUUGGAGCGGAAGUUAUUAAAGUGGAAAAACCUGGAUCUGGGGAUGAUACAAGAUCCUGGGGACCACCUUUCAUUGGAAUGGAAAGUGUUUAUUUUCUCAGUGUAAACAGAAACAAAAAGAGCAUAGCUGUUAAUAUGAAGAAUCCCAAAGGAGCAAAGAUCAUUAAACAGCUCGCAGCUGUCAGUGACGUGUUUGUGGAAAACUAUGUCCCUGGGAAACUGGCUGAAAUGGGCUUAGGAUAUGAAGAUAUUAGCAAGAUUGCUCCUCACAUUGUUUACUGUUCAAUAACAGGCUAUGGUCAAACUGGUCCAAAGUUUCAGCGACCAGGCUAUGACUCUGUUGCAGCUGCUGUUUCUGGCCUCUUGCAUAUCACCGGACCUGAGGAAGGUGAGCCAGUUAGACCAGGAGUAGCUAUGACUGAUCUUGCUACAGGACUGUAUGCGUAUGGAGCAAUUAUGGCUGCACUUCUUCAGAGACAUAAAACAGGGAAGGGUAUGCACAUGGAUUGCAAUUUGCUGUCCUCUCAGGUUGCCUGUCUUACUUACAUAGCAAGUAAUUUCCUGAAUUGCAAAACAGAACCCAAACGAUGGGGCACGGCUCAUGCCAGUAUCGUUCCUUACCAAGCUUUCAAAACAAAGGAUGGCUACAUUGUAGUGGGAGCUGGAAAUGAUCAACAGUUUUCCACUGUGUGCAAGAUCCUGAAUUUGUCCCAAAUCAGCAGUGAUUCCCGAUAUAAAAAUAACAAGGAGCGUGUAAUGAAUAGGAAAGAACUCAUUGAAGUUUUAUCAGCCAGGUUUUUGGAAAAGGAGACCACCGAAUGGCUAGAACUCUUUGAAGGCAGUGGUGUUCCAUAUGGUCCAAUCAACAGCAUGCAGCAGGUGUUCUCGGAUCCUCAGGUUCUGCACAAUGAACUUAUCAUGGAAAUGGAUCAUGCAACUGCAGGCAAGAUAGCUGUCCCAGGCCCAGCUGUAAGGUACAGCCACUUUGAAGUCUCCAGACCAACUCCACCUCCUCUUGUUGGUCAACAUACAGUGGAUGUAUUGAAGACGGCUCUGGGAUAUAAGGAUGAUACCAUACAGGAACUGCUCACCUCCAGAGUAAUAACGCAACAUGAACUCAUAUAAAUGGAUUUGGCUUCUGAUCCUGAUGGAGAAGAAACUUUCUCAUUCCUACUAGUGAGUGAUUCCGCACACGUUGGAUAAUGCAAUUCCAGUCCUCUUUAUAGAUCAUUUGGAAUGGAUUUUUUUGUGUGCGGAACAAAAAAUCCACCUCAAACAAUUAAUAAAGUGCAUUGAAAGUGCAUUAUCCAACGUGUGCGGAAUCAGCCAGUAUCUCUUCCAGUUUGACAACCUAAUGUUGAUUAAGUUCUCUUUUUUAUAAUCAGAAGCACAUUCAGCACAAAAUAUCAGUCUGUAAGGUUCCCCUCCAGUUUUGCAGCUUAAAAGGUACAAUUGUGUAUUUUGCUAAAAUCCAGUUGCCAAAUGGUUAUAUGGCUAAUCACUUCCCCAGAUUUGUUUUUGUAAACUAGGGAAUAUAAUUUGCACCAGAAUUUUAACUAUCCUCAGCAUUAGCUCCCCAUAGAGAUACAGUAAAGGGGGCAAAUACUUGUAAUACUUGCUUUCAUUUUUUGCUAUCUGCUUCUUUCUCAUAUGAAACCAAGAUUAGGAACAAAUGGAUGUUCUCCAUGAUUAAUUUUAAUAGGAAGCUGAACAUAUUGUUAAUCUGUAAUGUAAGCCAUGGAGAAAGAGGCCAUUGUAAAAUUAACCACAUUUAAAUUAAAUUAACCAUGUUCUAUU
Messenger RNA from Eublepharis macularius, 2046 nucleotides. RefSeq names its product succinyl-CoA:glutarate-CoA transferase (gene SUGCT). The transcript is spliced from 14 exons. The coding region runs from base 235 to 1374 and encodes 379 amino acids. The record is from RefSeq and is a predicted model, not a curated record. NCBI's taxonomy places the organism in Eukaryota, Metazoa, Chordata, Lepidosauria, Squamata, Eublepharidae. Gene Ontology annotation, molecular function: catalytic activity.